This is a messenger RNA of Pseudozyma hubeiensis SY62, 2607 nucleotides long. RefSeq lists its product as hypothetical. The transcript has a single exon. Gene Ontology annotation, biological process: reciprocal meiotic recombination; double-strand break repair via synthesis-dependent strand annealing. Gene Ontology annotation, molecular function: ATP binding; hydrolase activity, acting on acid anhydrides; DNA translocase activity. The record is from RefSeq and is a predicted model, not a curated record. Bases 1 to 2607 code for a protein of 868 amino acids. Gene Ontology annotation, cellular component: nucleus. NCBI's taxonomy places the organism in Eukaryota, Fungi, Basidiomycota, Ustilaginomycetes, Ustilaginales, Ustilaginaceae.
AUGCGUCGAAGCGUAAUUCUAGCCGCCCUCGGCGGCACGCCCUCGCCAACACCAGGAGACGGCACCACAGAUGCAAACACGCCGCUCAAAGCCAAGAGCUCUCCAUACUCUCGCCCUUCCCCGCUAGCCGACAUCUCGCGCAACGCCAAUGCUGCCGGGUUUGGACCCCUUCUCGGGAGAAAACCGUUCAAGCCGCCCUCCUUCGCCAAUCAGCGAGAAAAGGACAAUCCGGAGGGCGGUAGAAAGCGCAAGAAGGUCGACUACCGCGGCAUGGACUCGGGUGCAGCGGGCGAUGCCGAUGGUGAUGCUGGUGCUGGGUCCGACUCUGACGAUGUUGCCGACUCGAAGUCGGGCAAGCCUGGUGCCAAAAAGAAGGGCAAGGCCGCCAUGAAGACGCUCGAAGGCAUAUACAAGGGAAUCGACGCCACUGGUGUCUCGCUCAACGUGGAUCGCCGAAAGUGGGACGUCUUUGAAAUCAAACCCGACGCCAUAAAGAAGGGUUUCUCGGUGCCCGUCAUGACCAACAAGCAGGGCCAGGUCGUCGAGACGAGGCUCUCGUACGCAGCGCUUGGAACAAGAAGGCAAAUCGACAUUCCGCCGCGCCCGCUCCAUGAUCCCAUGGGCGAACACGCCAUCGUGCUAUUCGACCCCACCGUCGAUGACCGCGAAGCCGAGCGCAGGAAGGCGGAGCUGCAGCAGGAGCAGGCAGCCGAGGAAGAACGCAUCGAGGCUGGCGCAGCGCCGCAGACUCCGCACAAGAGCCUCGCGGACAUUCUCGGUCUCAACAAGAACAAGAAUAAGGAGAUUGAAAAGAUGCCCGUAGUCAUCGAUCCUCGCCUCGGCAAGGUGCUCCGUCCGCACCAGGUCGAAGGUGUCAAGUUUCUCUACCGAUGCACCACGGGGCUCAUCGUCGAGAACGCUCACGGCUGCAUCAUGGCCGACGAGAUGGGUCUCGGCAAAACACUGCAGUGCAUCGCGCUCAUGUGGACGCUGCUCAAGCAGUCGCCCAUCGCUGGCAAGUCGACCAUCGACAAGUGCAUCAUUGUCUGCCCUUCCUCGCUCGUCAGGAACUGGGCCAACGAGCUGAUCAAGUGGCUAGGGCCUGCAGCUCCUGGCAACCUAGCUUUGGACGGCAAGCUGAGCAAGGACGAGAUGAUCGAGGCGACGCGUAGAUGGUGCAAUGCUUCGGGACGUGCUAUCACGCAGCCGGUCAUGAUCGUGUCGUAUGAGACGCUCCGCAACUUGCAAGAGGAGCUUGGCAACACCGAAGUGGGUCUGCUGCUCUGCGACGAGGGUCAUCGACUCAAGAACGCCGAUUCACUCACCUUUCAGGCUCUCACGCAGAUCAAGGUGCGUCGUCGUGUCAUCCUCUCCGGCACACCCAUUCAGAACGACCUGUCCGAGUACUUUGCGCUGCUCAAUUUUGCCAACCCAGAGUUGCUCGGCAGCCGCAUCGACUUCCGCAAGACCUUCGAGAUCGCCAUCCUCAAGGGACGCGAUGCCGAGGCGACCGAAAAGCAGCAGGAGGAAGCCAACCAGAAGUUGGCCCAGCUUUCUGCCUUGGUGAGCCGCUUCAUCAUCCGACGAACCAACGAUCUGCUCUCCAAGUACCUGCCGGUCAAGUACGAGCACGUGGUGUUUUGCAAGAUGUCGCCCUUCCAGCUCGACCUGUACCGUCUCUUCAUCCGAUCGCCCGAGAUCAAGAAGCUGCUUCGCGGUACGGGUAGUCAGCCGCUCAAGGCGAUCGGUAUCCUGAAGAAGCUGUGCAACCACCCGGACUUGCUCGACCUGCCGAGCGAUUUGGAAGGAAGCGAAGAGUACUUUCCCGAGGGCUACACGCCCAGAGACCGACGACACGUCAAUCCGGGACUGUCGGGCAAGAUGAUGGUGCUGCAGCGGUUCCUCGAGACGAUCCGCGCCACGACCAACGACAAGAUCGUGCUCAUUUCGAACUACACGCAGACGCUCGAUGUGUUUGAGCGCAUGUGCCGCACCAACCGAUGGGGCAUGUUCCGGCUCGACGGAACUAUGACGAUCAACAAGCGUCAGAAGCUGGUGGACCGCUUCAACGAUCCCGAGGGCAAGGAGUUUAUCUUUUUGCUGUCGUCCAAGGCGGGCGGCUGCGGUCUGAACCUGAUCGGCGCGAAUCGGUUGGUGCUGUUCGAUCCGGAUUGGAACCCGGCGUCGGACCAACAGGCGUUGGCGCGAGUGUGGCGAGACGGGCAGAAGAAGUCGUGCUUCGUGUACCGGUUCAUCGCGACGGGAUCGAUCGAGGAAAAGAUCCUGCAGCGUCAGUCGCACAAGCAGUCGCUAUCGUCGUGCGUGGUGGACGAGGCGCAGGAUGCAGCGCGCCACUUUUCGGGCGAAGAUCUGCGUGCAUUGUUCCAGUUCAAGGAAGAGACGGCGUGCGAUACGCACGACACGUACAAGUGCAAACGGUGCAAGAGCGGCAAGCAGUUCAUCAAGUCCAAUGCGCUGCUUUAUGGCGACACUAGUACGUGGAACCACUACGGCAAGGAGGAGAUGCACCACUUGCACGAUGAUCUGCUGAGGGCGGAGAAGGCGUACGACGAUGUCAGCUUUGUGUUUCAGUACUGCAGUCACUAG